Rhagoletis zephyria (snowberry fruit fly) is the source of this 720-nucleotide messenger RNA. The record is from RefSeq and is a predicted model, not a curated record. Lineage: Eukaryota; Metazoa; Arthropoda; Insecta; Diptera; Tephritidae.
AUGGCCUCCAUUGAGGUGACGAACCGGCAAGCGGCACUGAACAAACCGAUAGAAGCCGACAAUAAGGGCUACCUCCUCCUACAGAAGAUGAUGACAAAACGUGCCGCCGGCAAUACCGACAACAGCACGUCCAUCACCGACGACAACAAAAAAGCAACCUCUGGCCCAUCUUCUUCCACUGUCACUGAAGAAAUUUCCCACCUCAUUGCCGAACGCGCUCCCAUCAGUAUUGAGCUAAAAACCAAUCGCCGUGGCCUCGGUGAAAGUAGCCUUCCUCUACGGAAACGCGUCAAGUACACUCAGCCAACUGAAGUUGAACGUGAGCACCUCAAUCAACAAAGGGCAUCAGACUUUUUAGCUGCAAAGCGCACUAAAACGGCGGCAUUACUCACUCGCAAGGAUUACUUCAAAUGCCAGAAAGUGUGCGCCAAUCUGGAGGCAGCUCAAGACAGUCCAUCCUUGGAGUGGUACUGGCCAAAGGCGGUCAUUGACGCCAAGAAAAAGACCAGUAGUAAAGAGGAGAGCGAAGAACAAGUGGUGGAAGAGGAAGUAGCAGAAGAGGACUUUGAAGAUAUUGAUUACCCCGUCCGAUUAGCCGAAUUAAACGGAUAUCUGCGCAACACCUACCACUACUGCAUUUGGUGCGCCGUUUCUUACGAUUCGCCGGAAGAACUAGACAGCAGCUGUCCAGGCGACACUCGAGAGGACCAUGAUGCGUAA